AUGGCAUCCCAAAAAGAAACGGUCAUUGCUAAGUGGACUGAGCCAUUGACGCAAUUAUUGGUAAGCUUGAUGGUAGAUGAGGUUAAGAAAGGGAAUCGAACUACCUCUACCUUCAACAAAGCGGGGUGGACUAACAUUCAACGCAAGUUCAAUAAGCAAACAGGGUGCCAAUAUUCUAUGUACAAGUUCAAGAACAGGGCAUUCAAACCGAAAAAGCUGUAUGGCGCUUUCAAGAAGCUCCUUAACCAAACCGGAUUUGGAUGGGAUAAUAUAAACAACGGGGUUAUUGUGGAUGAUGAAACUCUGUGGGAGAUUCAUGUGAAGAUAAAGUUUUUCAUUUCUUUCUUUCUUUUCACCUUGCAAUAUCGUGUGGUGUCGUCUGUUGAUGCCUUUCGUUUUAUAGGAAAUAUGGAGGGAGUUAUCGCGAUAGCUUCGGUUGGAGAAAAUGAACCAAGUUGGGAAGACUUUGGUGAUGACUAUUAUCAUAUACUUAUGGCAUGGUUGUGUCUUGGUAAGCUACACAAAGAUAUGCGCACGAGAGAACCUAUUAGGGAUAGUGCUUUCUCGGGAGCGCAAUGGAUAAGGGAAAUUAUUCAUGGACAUUCUGAUAGAGUAUGCGAAGCAUUUAGAAUGGAGAGACAUGUUUUUCUUAACCUAUGUGGAUUGUUCACUGCAAGAGGUUGGUUGGGUGACAGUCGAUAUCUUAAAGUAGAUGAACAGGUUGGGAUUUUCUUAUAUCUACUAUGUCAUGGCGGUUCCAAUAGAGACUUGACCGAGAGAUUCCAAUGUUCUAGACAGACUAUUAGUUGGUACUUUAAUUUAGUUCUAAAAGCGGUUCGAAAACUUGCAAAGGAGAUUAUUGCACCACCUCUCUUUGAUGUUGUUCCACUGGAGAUUCUUAUGGAUCCUAAGCAUAAGCCUUACUUUAAGGGGUGUGUGGGUGCCAUUGAUGGCACUCAUAUUGGUGCGAGAGUACCUGCUGCGCUGCAAAACCGUUUUAGAGGUAGGAAGGGAACUACCACCCAAAACAUAUUAUGCGUGUGUUCGUUUGAUAUGAAGUUUGCAUUUGUCUAUGCUGGUUGGGAAGGAUUUGCCAACGAUUGA
Molecule: messenger RNA, 1104 nt
Organism: Rhodamnia argentea
Lineage: Eukaryota; Viridiplantae; Streptophyta; Magnoliopsida; Myrtales; Myrtaceae
Exons: 3
Coding region: 1-1104 (367 amino acids)
Source: RefSeq, a predicted model, not a curated record